GAAACGGUGUAAACGUCUACUUUCGUGUAGUGGGAAAGAAACUAAUAAAUCAUAAAUUUUUAGUUGUAAUUAGUUUUGUAGUUAGCUAAAAAGUUCUAAAAAUAAAGUAGAUAAAGUUAUAGUAAAUAAAAUAGUACAAACACUAAAUAGUUAAAAUUAUAAACGACUUGGAGAAAAAAAAUCGAAAUUAUGAGCGCACGUUUUAUAACCGAAGGUGGAACGCCUAUGACGCCAGAACUUGCAACGGAACUCCGUCAGCUAGUGUUUGGCACUUCAUCGAUACCCAUGCGUGGUGAGUGGACACAAACGCCAUUCACAUUUGGAUCACCCAAAGAGGAGCUCUCCUAUGGACUACGUUCACCGCGCAAUGCCACACGUGGUCUGCUCUCCGUCGUACAGGGUUUUAUUUUGAAGUAUUUGCUCUUCGGUCGACGUGGUCGCACUAAUCAGGAUCCUUUAAUAUGCACUCAGGAUAUGCAAACAAAUGCGCUCAUAAAUGCGUUGGUCGAAAUUCUGCGACUGAUUUCUGAUAAAGGUAAAGUGACAAUGGUCUUGCCGUCACCGGAAGAUGAAGUUUUCGUUGAUCAUAGUGUGACAUUCUUCCAUGAUGGCGUGACUGAAAAG
This is a messenger RNA of Rhagoletis zephyria (snowberry fruit fly), 624 nucleotides long. Its product is annotated as protein FAM188B2-like. Gene Ontology annotation, biological process: protein K48-linked deubiquitination. Gene Ontology annotation, molecular function: K48-linked deubiquitinase activity; cysteine-type deubiquitinase activity. NCBI's taxonomy places the organism in Eukaryota, Metazoa, Arthropoda, Insecta, Diptera, Tephritidae. The record is from RefSeq and is a predicted model, not a curated record.